CAGGCGGGCGGGGCCGGGCGGGGCGGGGCUCGCCGCGGCCCAGCAUGCAGCGCGGCGCCGUUUGAAUGGCGCAGGCUGCGAGCGCUGGGCCCCGGCGCUAGGGUCUGCGCGGCUGCCGCCCGGCGUGGCCCGGUCCGGUAUCAUGAGCAGCGGGGAUUUGAGAGAUUAUGGCAUCUGAAGCCCACAAUGUUAGAAAACAGAAAGUGUUGCAUAUUGAGGGUCAUUCCAUUGAUCUCCCCAGAAAAAGAAUCUCUUCUUUCACUAAAAAGAUCAUGAAGGAGGGUAAGAAAUCUCCAAAACAGUUGGCUUUAUAUGCAAACAGAAUUACAGUUGGAAAAACAGUGACCAGUCCCCCCUCUCUUUUGAAAGUAGUAUAUUGUAAAAGAAAAGUUCACUGUCAUACUCCGAAGCCUUGUUAUAGAAAGAAACAGCUCCCUAAAGUCAGGGGCUGUGACAUGGCAAAUAAAGAAAAUGAACUGGCUUGCGCAGGGAAUCUGCCAGCAAAGCUACAUAAUGACAGUCGUUCACACUUGCUAAAUUCUAGUGAUUCUGGCUCAUCCCAAACGGAAGGCGCCUCAUCCAAAUAUAGUGGAUUUUUUUCGGAGGUUUCUCAGGACCAUGAAACUAUGGCUCAAGUUCUUUUCAGUAGGAAUCUGAGGCUGAAUGUAGCUUUAACCUUUUGGAGAAGGAGAAGUAUAAGCGAACUGGUAGCCUACUUAGUGAGGAUACAGGAUCUAGGAGUAGUAGUAGACUGCCUUCCUGUGCUUACAAACAGUUUACAGGAAGAAAAACCAUAUAUUUCGGUUGGCUGCUGUGUAGAUCUUUUGCCUUUAGUGAAGUCACUGCUUAAAAGCAAAUAUGAAGAGUAUGUGAUAGUUGGUUUAAACUGGCUCCAGGCUGUCAUUAAAAGAUGGUGGUCAGAACUAUCAACACAUACAGAAAAGGCAGAGGAUGGAAAUAUUUCUGUUUUAAAACAACAAUUAAGUGGUUUAUGGGAACAGGAGAAUCAUCUUACUCUGGUUCCAGGAUAUACUGGUAAUAUAGCUAAGGAUGUAAAUGCUUAUUUAUUACAACUACACUGAUGUGACUGAGAAAUGUGUGCUUAUGUGGUGAAAUAAUUCCCUAAAAUAUCCCUGAAAUACAUACUAUUUCUGAAAGCCUUCUGAGAAAUGUUGGCAGAAGAGAACUGAACUGUCAAGCUGUUUAAUGAAACCACUAACAAAAUCCUAACAGUCUACUUCACAUUGAAGUGGAAAGAUGUCUAGUAGGAGCAGCUUUUACUUCAGUGAGGUGAAAGUGCACUAUGAAAACUGUAUGCCUUUGCUGCGUUUGGGAUUCGUUCAGUUACUAGGUAAAGUCAUUUAAAUGCUACUGUGUUUCACUGCAACAUUGUGUAAAAGAAGAUUAAUUGUGCUGUCGGGAAGACAAGAUGGCAGAAGCGGUUAUAAGGAACCAGCAAGACCAAUCAGCAUUAAAAGCUUUUAAAUGUUUCUUUCACAAGAGAACUCAAAGAUGCACAACUAUUUUUCAAUUAUGUUUAAAAAAAAAAGUUGGAAAUAUUCAAUUACUAUUGUUUUAAUCAAACUAUUAAAGACAGCUUUUGUUUGCACUAUUGAGAAACUAUACAGCAAAGAUGCCUUAAUUACUAGUGUUUCAAAAAGCCAAUGUAUUAAGAUGUAAGUAGCUAUACUGUUCACAGAUUAAGUGAUGAAAAACUGCUACAGAAUCAGGGUUUCACUUUGUAUAGAGUUGUUUAUGAAACAUUGCACAUUUACAAAGAAUCGUGUAUGAGAACUAGUAUAAAAAACCUGAACUUAAGCUUCGAUAAACAGUUAUUGCAAAUGUCAGCAGAAUGGUGAAUUUGUCUAACAAAUGUUUUUAUAUUGUAUGUGGAUUUCUAACACAGUAAUCUUCAGUUCUGUAUCAUUUAAACUACAUGCAAAUAAGUAAAUAUAUUAAAUGUAUCUACUGUUCUUUCUUUUUAAGUUCAUAAAAACAAUUUAUAGACAAUCCCUUCCAUAUUACUUUCUAUCAUAGCUAUUUAUAUCUGUUUGUGAAAUGUUUACAGCCACAUGAGGCCAUGUUUUUCAAUCUCACCCUUAUAUACUACCUCCUUUAAGAAAUUAACAAACAGCUUUUGCAAAAUUAGUUGUUUUAUCCUGAUUAAUGAUAGCAAAUUCACACUACCUUACAUCUAAAUGGAACACAACAAAAGCAUUUAAAAUACAGCUAUAAAUUCUUUUAUUGUUGUAUGCUAUUUUAAUUUAAAAGCUGUAGCUUAACUGUGAGGGAGAGUUUGGAGUUUAUAGGUUUGCUAUUGCCUUUUCUAUUUUGUGAUUAGAAAGAAUGCUUUUCCAAUUAAAAUCUAUGAAGUGCCAGCUGCUCACUCAAAACAUAAAUAUGCAUGCACAGCAUAUAUCACCAAAUAACCUACUUCCUUAAAAAGGUACUUAUAAGGGUUACUUUCAUGCCUAGCAUCGAGCAUAUGCACUUUUUUGUGGUGCUAGACAGGAGAAAAGUCUCUUGGUAGCCUCAAGCAGUUUUUGCUUGAAACAGAUGAAACUAAUGAAUUUUAAAAUCAUGUAGUGGUCAGCAGCUUUAGGCCUCCUGUUGUUUCAGUUUGAAUUUAUUUUACAUAUUAUUAAUGACUUCUGAAGGCUAACUAGUAAUCUGUCAUCAGAACUUGGUGCUUUUGGUUACGUGAAUAAACCACCAAAGAUUUUGCACUUCCCAGAGCAAUCAGCUAAAGGAAAAAGCACUUGGGAGAUCCCAAAUCUGACAAUUUUGUGAGACAAUCUUUUGAGAUAUGAGAAUAGCCCAAUUCUCUUAUCUCUGGAAGUGUGUUAUGUACCAGUAAAGGUAUUUCACCCUGUAAAGAGUUUGAGAUGGAACUUUUUGCUUUACAAUGUCAUUGUUGUCAAGUGAAGAUUUAAAGGAACUAUGGUAUAAAGAUGUUCUUAUCUUACUUUACUAUUCUCUGGUGCAUUUAAAUAUAAAAAAUGUAAAGGCUGGCUUCACAAUUUGGCUAGCAAUUGUUAGAGCUCUUAGAUUACCCUCAAGGUAUAUACUGUAAAGCUGAUGGAAACUCACAGAUCUUAAUUUUUCUUGGUUUUUAUAGACAAAAUGAAGAAAUUCAUGGCCAUAUAUUUGGAUAAUACAAGAAGUAAUCAUUGUAAUUGACUGAUUAAAAUGAAAUUUUCUAGUAUUCCAGAACCCAGCUUGACUAUAGAAAAAACUCAUAGGCUUACAAUGAAUUCUGCAUGUGGCCAUGAGUUUAUCUCCAAAUUAGAACUGAGGAUGGCACUUUUGUACUAGCAGCAAGGUAAGGUUGACUCGAGGAUUUCUAUUGAUAAAUAUCUAAUAAAAUUAUGCAUAAUUUUUAUUGCAGAAAGUUGUAUUUCAACAGCAUCAAUAAGAAUACAUUGUGAAAAACUUU
Messenger RNA from Dromaius novaehollandiae (emu), 3436 nucleotides. RefSeq names its product katanin regulatory subunit B1 like 1 (gene KATNBL1). The transcript is spliced from 10 exons. The record is from RefSeq and is a predicted model, not a curated record. Bases 168 to 1082 code for a protein of 304 amino acids. NCBI's taxonomy places the organism in Eukaryota, Metazoa, Chordata, Aves, Casuariiformes, Dromaiidae. Gene Ontology annotation, molecular function: microtubule binding. Gene Ontology annotation, cellular component: nucleolus.